Molecule: messenger RNA, 1013 nt
Organism: Zerene cesonia (dogface butterfly)
Lineage: Eukaryota; Metazoa; Arthropoda; Insecta; Lepidoptera; Pieridae
Product: glycine-rich cell wall structural protein 1.8-like
Exons: 2
Coding region: 68-979 (303 amino acids)
Source: RefSeq, a predicted model, not a curated record
AAAGUUAGUGCAUCUGUGGUACAAGCAACACAACGAUAGCGUCGUGAGAUCAUUUAAGUCUAUCGACAUGAAGACAUUUAUAUGUUUGUUGGCGUUCGCCGUGGCAACAUGCAGGGCUGGUUUUGAUUCAGGAUACGACAAUGGCGGGGGACACGACCAAGGUGACAACGGUGGAUAUCAUUAUCCUGCGCCCUUGGUCAGCAACGGUGGCCACGACUUCUCAGGCGGACAAGGAGACUUCUCUGGCGGUCACGGACAAGAGUUUUCAGGUCAUGGGCAAGAUUUUUCCGGCGGUCAUGGGCAAGGAAACGAUUACACUCUAGCCUUAGCACAAGGACAGGAUUACGGGCACGGGCAACAGGGCUUCGAUUUAGGCGGUCACGGUCAAAGCUUCGACAUCGGGCACGGUCCAGUACUGAAUAAUUUUGGCGGAGAUUCCUAUUUGCAAGCUGCACAUGAUUUGGGAAACCAAUUCGACGGGCAUCAAGGUGACGUGAGUGGCCCGGAAAAUCAAGAGGGCCACGGCGGCGUUGGUGAUGGCCACGGUCAAGGAUUCAUUCUAGAAGAUGGCGGUCACGACUUCGGACAUGGAGGCCACGAUUUCAGCAACGUAGAAGCUAUUCCUGUUGGUGAACAUGUUGACGAGGAACAUCCCGUUGAAGUGCCAAAUUAUAAGCACGUAACUGUACCAAUUCAUAAGCCUCUGCACGUGAAUGUACCCAAGCCUAUUCUUAUUGGAGUGCCGCAGCCUUAUCCAGUCAAAGUUCCCGUACACAAGCCAGUAGCUGUGCCGGUGGAGACCGAAAUUUCUAUACCCAUCGAGAAGGUUGUUCCAUACCCGGUUGUGAAGCAUGUUCCCUAUCCCGUGGAGAAACAUGUACCCAUUAGAGUUGAGAAGACUGUGCAUGUGCACGUGCCCCAACCUUACCCCGUUAAGAUCCCCGUAUAUAAAACCAUUCAUCAUAAAGGUCACCAUUGACUCAGAUGAUAAUGCCAUGAGUUGUAAAUAUUGU